Oldenlandia corymbosa var. corymbosa is the source of this 1454-nucleotide messenger RNA. Lineage: Eukaryota; Viridiplantae; Streptophyta; Magnoliopsida; Gentianales; Rubiaceae. The record is from the annotation of a GenBank genome assembly.
GUACACUAUCUCUAGCACCAAUUCACAUAUACACACUAUUUCGCAACCCUAUUUUCUGACUUAAGCUUCGAAGUAUCUACCCUCGGAGGCUCCGAGGCUCUGUUUUACAAGAAAUCCUAAUCGGAGUUCCACCACCAAGCCGGAGGCGCAAUUCCAGGCUUCGUCAGACUUAUUGAUGAUUAAAUUCUACGUCAAAUUGGAGCAACUGCAGCUGUAACAAGAUGUUCAAAAAUCCACCAUGCAACUCGUGGUUUUUUUUUUUUUUUUUUUUUUGCUGAACGCAACUCGUGGUUUUAAUUAAUCUCAGUAGUUGAAAACCAUUAUUGGCAUCAUGAAUAAAUGCAGGUAUCAACCAAUUUUCACCACCAAGGAGCAGUCAGAAAUCCCACAUAAAUUAAUUCGAUUAUGACCCAGUUUCUCUUUGUUAUAUUGAAUUGUUUCCCAUUUUGGAAGAAGUACUGCAAGUAAAUGCAAGUUCAUGAUUUCUUGCUAUAAAUAGGCGUAUCAUUUCACAUCUCAGGUGCAAAACAUCUUAUCAUCGCUUGAGAAAAUCUAUCAUAAAUCAUGGGUUCCCUUGAAGCAACCAAAAAGCCUCAUGCAGUUUGCAUACCAUUUCCAGCUCAGGGCCACAUUAGCCCAAUGCUAAAACUAGCUAAGAUUCUUCAUCACAGGGGAUUUUACAUCACCUUUGUCAACACAGAACACAAUCACAGACGCCUGCUCAAAUCCAGGGGACCAAACUCUCUGGAUGGCUUGCCUGAUUUCAAAUUUGAGACCAUCCCUGAUGGCCUGCCUCCUUCCGAUGCUAACUCUACGCAAGAUAUCCCUUCCCUUAUUGAUUCCACCUCCAAAAAUUGCUUAGCCCCUUUCUGUAGCCUUCUUUCCAAGCUGAAGAAUGUGGUCCCUGAAACCCCUCCGGUUUCUUGCAUAGUUUCUGGCGGGGUAAUGAGUUUCACCCUCAAAGCUGCUGAAAAGUUUGGCCUUCCUGAAGUGAUUUUCUGGACUACAAGUGCUUGUGGCUUGUUGGGCUAUGCUCAAUAUCGCCGCCUGUAUGAAAGGGGGUACAUACCACUAAAAGGUAUGUACAUUGUAUUUCUCAGUCUCAUAAGGCACAAUUAUAUAAGUGGACCUCCUAGACGACUAUACGUCUAAUCACAAUAGUCAUGCAUGAGAUGGGAGAGUACUGAUUUUCCUUUAUUUGUUAUACUCCCUCCAUCCCAAAAUUAUUGUACAGUUUGGAUAUUCAUUUUUAGUACAAAAUGAAUUAAAAAUGAGUGCCCAAACUGGACAAUGAUUUUGGGACAGAAGGAGUAGUUUUUUUCCCAUUAAUUGAACUGUUCUGUUUUGUUCUAAUUUUAAGUUGUAUUCUCUUAAUUUGUUCAGAUAUGACUGAUGUAACAAGUGGAUAUUUGGAAACAGAAGUUGAUUGGAUUCCAGGAGUAAAAGAUAAAAUA